Messenger RNA from Zingiber officinale, 1078 nucleotides. RefSeq lists its product as uncharacterized. The coding region runs from base 366 to 959 and encodes 197 amino acids. The transcript is spliced from 3 exons. The record is from RefSeq and is a predicted model, not a curated record. Lineage: Eukaryota; Viridiplantae; Streptophyta; Magnoliopsida; Zingiberales; Zingiberaceae.
UUUUAUCAUAAAUUCCCAACUUUUUUUUCUCUCUCUGCCCUCGCUUUCUCUUUCCAGAUCCAUUAACAAAUCCGAUCGCCUUCCCCCUUUCCACAGCCAUGACAAUGGCAGAAUCGCCGAAGUCGAUCGCGUCAGCAGCGCGCUCAUCCUCCUCUUCCCUUCUUAAAUGGGAGCGGAAUCGAAGCAACUUGACGUACAAACCCGGCUGUUCAUUGCGCUGCUCAUCGAUGUGACAGCAUCAGAAAGGCAGAGAUUUAGUGGGUGGGGAAUUCAUUGACGCCAUUAAUUCCUUCUCUCGACAAGUUGGAGAAGCUUGAAGGCCCUUCCGGUCCAAGUAAAGCCCUUCGUGUUGGCAGGCGGCAGCCAUGAGGCGUUGCUUAGGGUUUGGCUCCAGGGCGAAGAGGUUCUUCCUUUCUUCUCCGGCCAAGGAGAGGCCUUUGACCUGGGACAAUCCCGUGGGGCGAUUCGAUCUCGAUGUCCCGGACUUUGAAGACGGAGAACUAUUCUUCGACUCGAAAGUAUGGUUAGAUUCUGACUGCGAAGAUGAUUUUUUCAGUGUCAAUGGAGACUCCACGCCGUCACGAGGAAAUACUCCUGACCAUCCGGCAAAUCAGCAAUCAAAUCCUGUGCUAGAUGAUGCCAUAUUUAUCGACAAGCACCUUGACACCAAGUCUGAGCCAUCUCCGACGGGAAGAAAGAAACUAAGCGACCUUCUACAGGAAACAUCUCGCGGAGAACGAGUAAUUGAUGCACCAACCGCUGCUGAAGCGAACACGGAGACCAAUGGAAUGACAGAAGUUGAGAAAGAUAGAUCAAGAGGAUUGUCGAAUGGAAAUCAAUACUUGUCGAGUAAUUCUGCUGAUGAAGCUGGUGUAACAACGCCUCGUAGAGAUAAGAAGAAGAAAGGCAAAACAUGGAAGGAUGGUCAUUGUUGCUUGCCGAGCUUGCAAGUUGAAUGAUUGUGAUGAUCCUAACCUCGACAUAACUAUUACAAAAUUGGGCAAAUACUCUUACUGAUCUUUGCUAGCUAUCGUACCAAAAUAUCCUUUUCCGAAAAGUGAAAUGAAUUUUGAAUGAA